UGAUCAAGGUGACGGUGGCGUUGGGAGUGCUCAUAACCAGCGGAUGCUGGAUCAUUUUACUAAACAGCAAUUCAAAUUACGGCAGGAAAGUGGAAUAGAUUAUAGUUGAUUUUAUAUAUCAGACCUUGCUCUUCCCAUUUCCCUUCUCAAUGUGCCUUCCAAACCCCUUCAAAUCCUACACCCCACGGUCACACAACACAACUCAACCCGAAGCCAUGAGAGGCCGUUUUCCCAAUCGCCAACUUAGCCUGCACGAGUUCUUCGGCCGACAAGAAGACGACGACUUAGUCGAGAUGCGUGCCCCUUACGACCGGCUGGAUCGCAGACCUGUUUACGUUCCUAGGAACAACCCUAGGAACAACCCCAGGAACAGCGCCUUCGCCGCUUUCAAUAAACCCAUCCGCGACGAACAAGCGGAAGAGCAAAGACCUCCAACGAUAAUUGUCCGCUUCAUACGCCAAGGGGGAACAAAUCCAUACCACUUCGACCUCCCCAUCCACAUCGCCUCGAUUCCCACGAACCUCAAUUCCAUUCCUGACGAGAUUCGGGAUGCAGUAAAGGUCCACCAUCCAAGCUGGCGUAGCGGGUUCUCCCUACAGAGUGUGGUGGUCAAAUGGAAAGAUAUCUUUUCGGAAACGGACUUGAUUAGGCUGAAUCGUGCUCAGAGGGAGACGGCUUUCAAGAGGAUGGAGGAGAAUAAGUGGUUGGACAUGGUUGAGAUUAAGUACAAGAGAAACUGAUGGCAUUGCCGGUGGGGACCAUGGGAAAGCCGUGUUGAUUUUGAAAACUUACUUGUUUGCGAUGUCUUCUG
This is a messenger RNA of Hyaloscypha bicolor E, 811 nucleotides long. RefSeq lists its product as uncharacterized. Lineage: Eukaryota; Fungi; Ascomycota; Leotiomycetes; Helotiales; Hyaloscyphaceae. The transcript has a single exon. Bases 150 to 740 code for a protein of 196 amino acids. The record is from RefSeq and is a predicted model, not a curated record.